Lates calcarifer (barramundi perch) is the source of this 4544-nucleotide messenger RNA. RefSeq names its product moesin. Gene Ontology annotation, molecular function: cell adhesion molecule binding; actin binding. Bases 318 to 2057 code for a protein of 579 amino acids. NCBI's taxonomy places the organism in Eukaryota, Metazoa, Chordata, Actinopteri, Centropomidae. Gene Ontology annotation, biological process: positive regulation of protein localization to early endosome; regulation of organelle assembly; positive regulation of early endosome to late endosome transport. The record is from RefSeq and is a predicted model, not a curated record. Gene Ontology annotation, cellular component: filopodium; cytoskeleton; plasma membrane. The transcript is spliced from 13 exons.
UUUUCAGUCUGGCUGGCUGCUGUCCUGUCAUCGGUCUGGGUGUGGUUUUGCAGUCAGGGGUACCGUUAGCAGGAAAUCAAGCUGCAGUCCAUUUCACUUUUGGGCGAAACAAAGAAAAAUAUAUCUCCACGCGCGUCCGGUUAAAAUAGCUCUUCGUACUCGAGCUUUAAGUAGCGUUUGUCUCUUCGAGACGGGAGGGCGUUUGUUUGGCGCCGUUGUUCUGAUGGGAAAAAGUUUUCUGUUGGUCUCGCUAACUGCUCGUCUGAUUUAAUAACUUUUUAAAAUACAACCCGAACCAGACGUAAAAGGAAGGAAAGAUGCCGAAAACGAUUAGUGUAAGAGUCACCACAAUGGACGCUGAACUGGAGUUCGCCAUUCAACCCAAUACAACAGGAAAGCAGCUCUUUGACCAGGUCGUUAAGACCAUUGGGCUGCGGGAGGUUUGGUACUUUGGGCUCCAGUACCAGGAUACAAAGGGUUUUUCUACAUGGCUCAAGCUCAAUAAGAAGGUGACAGCCCAGGAUGUGAGGAAGGAAAGCCCGCUGCUGUUUAAGUUUCGUGCCAAAUUCUUCCCCGAGGAUGUGUCUGAGGAGUUAAUCCAGGAUGCCACACAGCGGCUGUUCUUCCUGCAGGUGAAGGAGGGAAUCUUGAAUGACGACAUCUACUGCCCUCCAGAGACUGCGGUCCUCCUAGCCUCCUACGCGGUCCAGGCCAAGUACGGCGACUACAACAAGGAAGUCCACACUCCAGGCUAUCUGUCCAGUGAACAGCUUCUUCCUCAGAGAGUUCUGGACCAGCACAAACUCAACAAGGACCAGUGGGAGGAGAGGAUUCAAGUGUGGCACGAAGAGCACAAGGGCAUGAUAAGAGAAGAGUCCAUGAUGGAGUAUCUGAAGAUCGCUCAAGACCUGGAGAUGUACGGAGUCAACUACUUCAACAUCAAGAAUAAGAAAGGAACAGAACUGUGGCUGGGAGUGGAUGCAUUGGGACUCAACAUUUAUGAGCAGAAUGACAAAAUGACACCCAAAAUUGGAUUUCCUUGGAGUGAAAUAAGGAACAUUUCCUUCAAUGACAAGAAGUUUGUCAUUAAACCAAUUGACAAGAAAGCACCUGACUUUGUAUUCUAUGCUCCAAGACUGCGCAUCAACAAGCGCAUUCUGGCUCUGUGCAUGGGCAACCAUGAGCUGUAUAUGCGCCGCCGCAAACCCGACACCAUCGAAGUGCAGCAGAUGAAGGCUCAGGCUCGGGAGGAGAAGAAUCACAAGAAGAUGGAGAGAGCUCUGCUGGAGAAUGAAAAGAGGAAAAGAGAACUUGCAGAAAAGGAAAAGGAAAAGAUUGAAAAGGAAAAGGAGGAGUUAAUGGAGAGGUUAAAGCAGAUUGAGGAGCAGACAAAAAAAGCCCAACAAGAGUUGGAGGAUCAAACACAGAGGGCUCUGGAGCUGGAGCAGGAGAGGAAGCGAGCACAGGAGGAGGCUGAACGCCUGGAGUCCGAGCUAAGGGGUGCUGAGGACGCCAAGAUGGCACUGCUGCAGCAGUCAGAGAACCAGAUGAAGAACCAAGAACACCUGGCCACAGAGUUGGCUGAGCUGACUUCGAAGAUUUCCCUCCUGGAGGAUGCCAAGAAGAAGAAGGAAGAUGAAGCACAGCAGUGGCAAGAGAAGGCUACCAUGGUGCAGGAGGACCUGGAGAAGACCAAAGAAGAGCUUAAAAGCAAAGUCAUGUCGGCUCACGUCCAGGAGCCCCUCAACGCAGAGAACGAGCACGACGAGAACGACGAGAGCAGUGCAGAGGCCAGCGCCGAGUUAACGGCCGCCGCCACGUACAAGGAUCGCAGCGAGGAGGAGCGCAUGACCGAGGCUGAGAAGAACGAACGUUUGCAGAAACAUCUACUUGCUUUAAGCUCAGAGCUGGCCAACGCUCGAGAUGAGACCAAGAAGACGGUGAAUGACAUCAUCCACGCAGAAAACAUGCGAGCUGGACGAGACAAGUACAAGACCCUCAGACAGAUCCGGUCAGGAAACACCAAACAGCGCAUUGACGAGUUCGAAUGCAUGUGAUGUGCGCGUACACCAAUGCAAAAGCCCACACAGCUGGGCCUUUCUGCCUGGACUGCAGUCCUGCCUCACUCAAGCUGUUUUCUCUGUACGCAAAUAAAUCAGAUCCACAACAUGACAUGGCUGCAAAAGCACAGCACAAUGUACAAACACGGAUCUGGAAAAUUCCAUUUGUUAUCGUUCCUAACUUUGAAUUUAGGCAAGUCACUGGUUGAAAAGGGACAUACUGUAUUUUAUUAGUACAUUCCUCACAAGGGGUUUAUGUAGCAUUUUAGUAAUGGGCUCACGCCUCAUUUCAUGACACAUUGAGUCAGCAUUUUCAAUUUCUUUAUAUAUUUCUGUCACAUUUUUGUAUCAUGAUUCAAAUUAAGACUCAGAACAAUCCAAAUUUCAGGUUGUGCCUAUAGACAUAUUUCUGCUGCACACAUACAGCGGUUCAUCACAGCAAGCUGGAUUUUCCAGACAGUAAUAUUCCUCCCAUUAUGCAUUGGCCAGAGUUUUGAAAUGAAAUGCACUGUAAUCUACUUAAGUAAGUCAUAUGAUAUGACUCAUCUGGGUGGAGCAUUCAAAGAGCAGUAUUAUUAUUAUUAUUAUUAUUAUUGCAAAUUUACAAUCUAUUUACUAUUUACAUUUGACUGUAAGCAGAAUCUGCCAGAUGACAAAUAUUACAGUAUUCACACCCCACUCACAAUGUGAUAUUAAAGAUCAGUAUUUAGAAUUUCUUUUGUCUGUUUUUACAUUUUUGAACACCUUCAAGUCAGUUUGCAACUACAAGGCUUCGGUGUAAAUUUUACUGUUAAGACUCCAGCAAAUUUAUUCCUUAUUUCCUGCAUUGAGAAACCCUGAAUUGUAGACAAAAUGAAUUUGAAAUGGCACAAAAAAUAGAAACCUAAGCUUUACAUCUUAUAUGUUUGCUGUGUAGAAUUUUAUCAUCACCUUAACUCUUUCAUGUAACAAAAAAAGAAAGUUGCGUUUCUGCUAUGAAGCAUCAGAUGCAAAUCUGGUGUCUGUAAAGCUUUUGAUUGCGGUUGAAAUUUUACCUGCAAAAUCAAAUAAAUAUAAUGCAUUUUCUACAUAUACACAGCCCACAUCUAUAGAAACAAACCAUCACAAUUCAGCUAUUUAAUUUAACUUAUAGGACAUUUGAAGUUGAUUUUACUGUACUGUUUUAUCCUAGUUUUAUUCCUCUUCAUUUAAUUUUUGAUCCUGCUCAUCAGUGAAGAUUUUUGAAAAUCAAAAUACAUUUUUAUAUAACCAGCACAGCAUAAGGAAUUACACUGUAAUUGUCACAUGUCAAGUUGGCUUUUGUGAGCGAACAAAUGCCAAUGAACUCAUCUGUAAAGGUGAAAGCUGUAGUUUAAUCUUAACUGCUUGGUCAUGUUUUCUUCACUAAGAACUUUUUUCCCCCACAAAAUCUUGUUAGAAUUUGAUGCAUAAAAUAAAAAUAAUUUGAUUAAACAUGCACUGGAAAACUUUUGAAAAAUGAGACACAACCUAUUUGCUGCCCUACAGGGGCACUGUUUCCAAUGCAUUCAUUAUUGAUCAUUGAUAUACUGUGUGUAUGUAAUUACAUGUGUGUAUUUUGUAAUUGGGAUUUUUCAGAUAUGAUAAACUUGUGUAAGGUGCCAAAAAGGACACCUCUGAGGAUAUUUUUGUAUUAUAAAAGUCUAGAAGUGCUUGUCAAAGAUAACAGUUUUUGCUCAAAAUGAAAUGCAUUUUGAACAUAGUAUUUUGUUUUUAAGAAAAUGAACAGCUCACUGUUGUGGUUGUAAACUGAUGGAACAAGCAACACCCAAAAGCCUGUGAUAGGACCAAUGACAAGCCAGAUACAGGAAUUACUUUUGGCAAUAUACCAUGAAUGGAAAAAACCAGGGCCAAAACAUUUUUCCAUAAAAACCCAACAUACUUCCAUGUGCCAAUACAUUCUGACAUUCAGACAUGCAACAGGUUUUGCUUGUUCAUAGAUUUUUUUUAGAAAUUAGUGUUUGAAAGAUUUAUUUACACUAUUUUGCAAUUUCAAAGUAAAUGUAUUUUAGUGAUAAAUAUUUCUUUUUAUUUUAUUUUAUUUUGACGUCUGUUAUUGAAUGAACAUUUGUCGUUUGUACCAAGAUACAUUUUGAUAUACAGUGUUUUUGCCCAUUGUUGUGUGUAGUUCUUUUAUCUGCCAUGAAAUGUAAAAAUGCAGUUGUUGCUAUUUUGGAUACCUUUCCAUGCCUUUGACAAUAACUUUUACGAUGCUGCACUGAAUGUUCUACCUGAAGCGCCAUGUAUUGACAGCCUUCCUCUAAGAAAUCAAGCGUAAUUUGAACUCGAGUCAUCAUGUGUGAAGAAGAAAUGUAUUCAAAGAUGCUACUCAAUAUCUUGUCUUGAAUCAAAAAGGACUGAAGCAUAAUUAAGAUUGUAAAUUGACAGUGCCUUGCCCAGGUUAUUCAUCAGAUCUUGCUGCUUAAAGUCUUCCUUUCACAAUGAAUAAAAGUCAGAUUAAACUGC